AAUCUCUGAAUUUAAACUAGGGUUUCAUACCAGCCUGUGAAUGGGUCCUUCGUUUCAUUCAUCAUUCAAACAACUUCAGCUAUCAUUGUAACAUCUUCUUGAUUUGUUCUCUUAUCAUUCUUUUGCUUGUCACCAUGGCUAACACCAGCAACAAUGUCGUUGGAGUUGACAACACAUUCAGAAGAAAAUUUGAUCGGGAGGAGUAUCUGGAACGUGCUCGGGAGCGCGAGAGACAGGAGGAGGAGGGUCGAGCUAAACCUAAAGCUAAAGGUCCUCCCGUGCAGAGGAAGCCCUUGAAACAUAGAGAUUAUGAAGUGGACCUUGAAUCCCGCUUGGGGAAGACUCAGGUUGUUACACCGGUUGCACCACUUAGUCAGCAGGCUGGAUACUACUGCUCAGUUUGUGAGUGUGUGGUAAAGGACUCUGCAAACUACUUGGAUCAUAUUAAUGGAAAGAAACAUCAAAGAGCUUUGGGCAUGUCUAUGCGAGUAGAACGUGCUUCUCUCAAACAGGUUCAGGAACGAUUUGAAGUUCUAAAGAAACGAAAAGAUGUUGGAAGCUUCACGGAGCAAGAUCUUGAUGAGCGGAUUUUAAAACAGCAGCAAGAAGAGGAAGAAAGAAAGCGACUGCGUCGGGAAAAGAAAAAGGAAAAGAAGGAGAAGGCAGUGGAAGAACCUGAAAUUGAUCCUGAUGUUGCAGCCAUGAUGGGGUUUGGGGGUUUCCGGUCAACCAAGAAAUGAUGGCAUUCUGAAUGCAGAAUCAACUGUGUAUGAAAGUUGGAACAAUUAUUCCGCAAUUUAAAGCUGAAUCUGGUAUCUUCCAACAUGAUUUUGGGUGGCUUAAAGAUGAUUCUGUGGUGAAUGGUUAAAUAGUGGGGGUUCAAACAGUAGUAUGCGGGCUGGUUCAUUGCGUUAUAUUCAAAUGUGAUACGGUUGAUUCAUGUAUAUUUCUACUGAUAGCUAACCUGGUGUAUUAUACAAGCGUGACACUUUUAUUCUACUACUUUCUAUAGUGGGGAUUGACAACUUGCCUAGCUCAUAGAAUCCAACCAUGAACAGUCGAUACGAUGCUAUUGGGCUGUAGCUUUUUGUAGCUCAUUU
Molecule: messenger RNA, 1100 nt
Organism: Cajanus cajan (pigeon pea)
Lineage: Eukaryota; Viridiplantae; Streptophyta; Magnoliopsida; Fabales; Fabaceae
Product: C2H2 and C2HC zinc fingers superfamily protein
Biological process (GO): mRNA splicing, via spliceosome
Cellular component (GO): spliceosomal complex; U4/U6 x U5 tri-snRNP complex
Molecular function (GO): nucleic acid binding; zinc ion binding
Source: RefSeq, a predicted model, not a curated record